GGUUUCACAAGGACUGGAGUAAGAAUAUUAAGUCUGCAUGGCGGUCAACUUUGUUGUACUCCUGGGUGUGUUCAUGCUGGCGGCAUGUGGGGGUAUGCAGCAUCAGUUGGUGAAGUGUCUUCACGACAUCGCGACAAAGCACUUUUCGCCGGGACGAGCUUUGGUCGUCUCGCUCAGCAGCGAUAUUAUUAAUUAUCGCGAGGAAACCAAUUCUUUGUCGUGUGAAGAAACAAUGAAUACAGUCGAUGUGUUACUGGAGGAGAUCCAUCAGUCUGUUUCGUGGCAUGUCCUGAUUUUAAGUCCAUUCGGUGAAUUGGAACGGAGAACUGAAGACAAACACGAGAGUUAUAUUAUGUUUGGGCAGGCAGACGGGGUUGUACAGGAAGUAAAAAUCCAACUUUCGAAAUUGAAGACCUCUUCUGGAUGGAAUCCAAAGGCGAAAUUUGUUAUCGUGGUGAUGGUACGUGAUGUAAAUAAAUCGGUGUGCAAUGCAACCGCAGAUGAUAUAUUUUUUGAACUUUGGAAGGAGAAUAUUGUCAACGUAAUUGUGAUUCUGCCUGGAAAACACACACACGAAGCAGAUAACAGAACGAGGAACAGUCGGGAAUUUGUUCCUGUUCUCCAGGUGUACACGUGGUUCCCGUACCAGCCACCAGAUCGCUGUGCUAAAUCCACAGAUCCUGUUCUGUUAGAUAUCUGGGUAGCGAAUUCCGAAGGAGACGGACGAUUUGUUCAUAACUCAUAUUUGUUCCCACAGAAAGUACCAAAUGAUCUUCACGGAUGCCCCAUUAGAGUGUCCACGUUUCCUUUCGUGACCAUGGUGAGAAACCUCAUUAGGAACGCAGACGGUGAUAUUUCGUAUGAAGGUGGAGUGGAGAUACGACAUUUUAACAUGCUGAUGAAUGCAGUGAAUAUGAUACCCGUGUACCUGCCGCCUCCAUCUGACGGUGAACGAUGGGGAACGCUUGUGAACGGGUCGUGGACUGGAGUUAUCGGACAUAUUAUUGAGCGCAAAUCUGACGUAGCAUUCGGUUCCAUGUUGAACGACAAUUAUCAGUAUUCUGAGGGAGUUGACGUCGCUGAUGGUUACAGGUGGCACGUCCCAUGUGCCAGUCCUGUGCCUGGUUGGUUGAGCCUGACAAGGGUAUUCUACCCUUCUAUGUGGUUGGUGCUUAUCCUCGCCCUGGUCUUCGUUUCGCUUUUAGUCUGCUGUCUUGUGAAAACAUCUGGAUCUCCCGGGGCCUUAGCCUAUUCCAACUUUACGGUGUCCCCGUUGAACUUGUGGGCUGUUAUUCUUGGAGUUUCUGCUCCAAAUGCAGUGCCUCAUUGGUAAGAUGUUUCACUAUGAAAAAUAUGUUCAACUGGAGAAGUAUUAGUACCACGGGAGUACUUUACCUUUGGCAUGUCUGUCGUCUGAACAUAAAAGAUUUAAUAAGUUUAAAAAUGUCCCACGGUAUAGUUGUCCAUGUGUUAAUUAAGCACGUCAUUACUUCAUGAAGACGUGUGGUAACUUCCAGAGGUGGUGAUGAGAAAAAUAUAUGCCCCUGUCGGGAAUAUAACCCCGGAGUCUAGUCAUUAUAGUGACUGAAAAUUAAUACAGCCAGUCAGAAACGUUGGACUGCAAUUACUCCCCCUCUCUCUCUCACUCUCUCACACACGAUUUUGAUCUUCUGGGUUAUAAUGU
Molecule: messenger RNA, 1684 nt
Organism: Zootermopsis nevadensis
Lineage: Eukaryota; Metazoa; Arthropoda; Insecta; Blattodea; Termopsidae
Source: RefSeq, a predicted model, not a curated record